AUGAUAGCUCUCAGCCAUUCUGAAAUCACCAUGUUGGACGCAUUGGACAUGCUGUACCUCAUCGCCAUAUGCACGGUUUUGUAUUUUGCGGCGAAGGUUAUCUAUCGGGUCUAUUUCCAUCCACUGUCCCGCUUCCCGGCGCCUUUCGUGAACAAGUUCAGCCCAGUCCCAGCAAUCCUGUCGCUACUUCGGGGUCGAAUGGGCAUGGACAUUAAGACUCUACAUGAUAAAUACGGACCAGUGGUGCGUAUCAGCCCCAACGAGCUGUCCUUCAAUGGGUCCCAGGCCUGGGAAGACAUUUAUGGAUACAGACAUGGCCGGCUCAAUAUGGCUAAAGAUGCCAUUCAUGCGGGCCCCGUCCAGCCUAUCAAAGGCGUGGUCAGCAUGCAAUACGAGCCGGACGAAUCCACACACGCACGUCAAAAGCGAGGCUUGGCCUAUUCUUUCUCUCAGAAGGCCCUGAAUGAGCAAGAGGCCAUCAUUGCCAGUCAUGAACAUAAGUUGAUCAGCAAGGUUGCAGCUUUCAGCCAGCAGGGCCAGGCCUUCAACCUCUCCGACUGGUAUAACUUCCUGACCUUCGACACCAUUGGAGACCUGGCCUUCAAGGAAUACUAUGGCUGUCUCGAUGAAGGCAGUUACCAUAACUGGGUGACAUUAGUCUUCAAAGCAGUCAAGGCGGGGGCGCUCGUGCAGUCGACUAGACGGUUCGCCUCGGCAGGGACGCCCUUGCAAAAGUUGUUGUUGCGCUGCUUUGGUGAUAUCUCAGCGCCGAACCGGAGGCACAUGGAGCUGACCCGGGCUCAAGUCCAAAAACGUCUUGCAAGCACAGAUGAUGACCAUCGUGACUUUAUCUGGUACAUCCUUAAACAAAAGGAAAAGUUCGAACUACGCGAGGAGGAGAUUAUCACGAACUCCGCCCUAUUCAUCCUCGCCGGGAGCGAGACAACUGCGAAUGCUUUGUCAGGGCUUACCGCUCGAUUGUUACGUUCCCCCCGGACUUAUGAGAAGCUGGUUGAAGAAAUUCGCAACGAGUUCCCGACCGAGGAGGAUAUUAAGCACGAUCGAACCAUGCGAAUGCCUUACUUGAAUGCCUGCAUCAAUGAGGGUCUGCGUGUGCACCCGCCUAUCACUCCGGGACUAGUCCGGACCGUUCCUGAUGGUGGCGAUAUCAUCGACGGCUAUAGCGUACCUGGCGGGACGACCGUCUCUGUCAGCUCGUGGGCUGCCUCGCACAACCCUGAGAACUUCCAGCAGCCCGACGAAUUCAUUCCUGAGCGAUGGCUAGAUGUCGCUUACUCUGCCGAUAAGAAGAAGGCCACGCAGCCAUUCUCGCUUGGACCUCGUGUCUGCCUGGGCAAGAAUCUUGCCUGGAUGGAAAUGCGGCUUAUGCUCGUCCGCCUACUCUGGCACUUCGACAUCGUGAGCUCCGACGGCGCGUCCAAAUGGGAUCCAGAGGGACAGAUGAAACAUAUGAAGGCAUGGAUGGUGUGGGAUGUUCCAGAGCUCAAUGUGAAAGCGAUACCGGUGAAGAGAUAA
Messenger RNA from Cladophialophora immunda, 1536 nucleotides. RefSeq lists its product as uncharacterized. The record is from RefSeq and is a predicted model, not a curated record. Bases 1 to 1536 code for a protein of 511 amino acids. Lineage: Eukaryota; Fungi; Ascomycota; Eurotiomycetes; Chaetothyriales; Herpotrichiellaceae. The transcript is spliced from 6 exons. Gene Ontology annotation, molecular function: monooxygenase activity; oxidoreductase activity, acting on paired donors, with incorporation or reduction of molecular oxygen; iron ion binding.